Molecule: messenger RNA, 909 nt
Organism: Botrytis byssoidea
Lineage: Eukaryota; Fungi; Ascomycota; Leotiomycetes; Helotiales; Sclerotiniaceae
Exons: 4
Coding region: 1-909 (302 amino acids)
Biological process (GO): COPII-coated vesicle budding; positive regulation of TOR signaling; protein import into nucleus
Cellular component (GO): COPII vesicle coat; nuclear pore outer ring
Molecular function (GO): structural molecule activity; protein binding
Source: RefSeq, a predicted model, not a curated record
AUGGCGCAAACAAUAACCAAUUCGGGUCAUGAUGAUAUGAUUCACGAUGCAGCUUUAGAUUAUUAUGGUCGCAGACUGGCAACAUGUUCGUCGGAUCGUACAGUAAAGAUCUUUGAAAUCGAAGGGGAAACACAUCGUCUUACAGAAACACUGAAGGGCCACGAAGGAGCCAUCUGGUCCAUUUCCUGGGCUCACCCCAAAUAUGGUAACAUCCUCGCCUCCGCAGGCUACGACGGCAAAGUUCUCAUCUACCGCGAAACCUCAUCGGUAUGGACGAAAAUCUACGAUUUCGCUCUGCACACUGCAUCCGUCAAUUCUCUGUCCUGGUGUCCCCAUGAAUCCGGAUGUCUCCUCGCUUGCGCAUCCUCGGAUGGAAAUGUUUCGGUUCUAGAAUUCAAGGAUAACUCCAUGGACCAUAAGAUUUUCCAUGCGCAUGGUAUUGGUGUGAAUAGUGUCUCUUGGGCGCCAUCUUCGCAGCCGGGUAGUUUGGUCAGUGCGAAUGCGGGAGGAAAGGAAGGUGGUGUGAGGAGAUUUGUUACAGGUGGAAGUGAUAAUCUUUUAAGGAUUUGGGGCUGGGAUCAAGCUAGUUUGAGCUAUAAGGUUGAAGGGGCUCCAUUACAGGGACAUGGCGACUGGGUUAGGGAUGUUGCGUGGAGUCCUACGGUUUUGCAAAAAAGUUACAUAGCAUCCGCUUCCCAAGACAAAACCGUGCGCAUCUGGACCUCAUCCGCAGCUUCUAGCCCAGGUCAAUGGGAAUCUAAAGUUCUCCAAUUUGAACGCGAAGUCUGGCGCGUAUCGUGGAGUUUGAGCGGAAACGUAUUGGCAGUUAGUGGAGGUGAUAAUAAGGUUUCUUUAUGGAAGGAAAAUUUGAGGGGCGAGUGGGAAUGUGUUAAGGAGAUUGAGGAAUAG